Messenger RNA from Ictalurus furcatus (blue catfish), 7775 nucleotides. RefSeq names its product neuralized E3 ubiquitin protein ligase 4 (gene neurl4). NCBI's taxonomy places the organism in Eukaryota, Metazoa, Chordata, Actinopteri, Siluriformes, Ictaluridae. The record is from RefSeq and is a predicted model, not a curated record. Bases 128 to 5020 code for a protein of 1630 amino acids. Gene Ontology annotation, molecular function: ubiquitin protein ligase activity. The transcript is spliced from 29 exons.
UUUUAGGUCGUCUACUGUUGCCAUGACAUCAUCAUCUUGCCCUGCAGAGACUUGAACUGCCGCUUGGCGUUUCUUAUUGUCGCAAAGCGUCAAACGCGGUGUCGUGAAGCGCGCCGCCCCAGCGAAGAUGGCGGCCGAGCUGCAUCCGCGCAGCGGAAAACUCAUCGGACUGUCCAACUCGAACCGCACGGCGCAGCGAAAUCAGCCAGUUCAGGAGUUUAAUCACGGGCUGGUGCUCAGCCGGGAGCCGCUGCGGGACCGCGAUGUCUUCACGGUUCGGAUCGACAAGAAGGUGAACUCGUGGAGCGGCUCCAUAGAGAUCGGCGUAACGGCACUGGACCCGGCUGCUCUCGACUUCCCCAGCAGCGCGACAGGGCUGAAGGGCGGCUCGUGGAUCGUGUCCGGCUGCUCGGUGCUGAAGGACGGCCGCUCGGUCCUGGAGGAGUAUGGGCGUGACCUGGACCAGCUGGGCGAGGGCGACCGCGUCGGGAUCCAGCGGAACGGCCGGGGCGAGCUGCACCUGUGGGUCAACGGGCAGGACUGCGGUCCGGCAGCCAGCGGCCUGCCCUCGCGCCUGUGGGCCGUAGUGGACCUCUACGGCAAGUGCACUCAGGUCACUGUGGUCAGCUGCGAGCCUCCGCCGGAUACAGAGAGCGAAGAUCGGGAGGAAUUACAGGAGGGAGAGGUGGACAGGGCGGCGUCUACGUCUGCGUCUUCGUCUGCCACGACGUCUCCGGCUGCUCUCGUUCCAGAUCAUGAGGACAGAACAGGGGGAGUGGCGUUACCCGCGGUUCCUGCCAUAGCUGCGGUGAUGAACGGCUCGGCUGAGGACGCGCCCGAAGUUACACGAGGACACGGACACGGCCGACCUGACAAAUUCCCAAAUAACUUCGAUCCAGACACUGUCCUCACGGAGCACCAGCUAUUCGACGUGUUUAACAACGCCAUCGUGUCGCUGUACCGUUCAGAAGACGAGGGCGGAGAGGAUUCGGGUUUAGGAGGAGCAGGCGGUUCAGGAGGAAGUUCAGACUCCUCCAGAGGAGGAACAGGGAGCUGUAACGGGUCCCGAGGAGGAAAUGAGAACUGGGUCGGAGGUCGAGCGGAGGGCGGGAGCGGAAACAAUAACAGCCCGUCAGGGAACGGAGUUGGAGGAGGAGGAGGAGGAGGAGGAGGAGGAGGAGGAAAUGGGGCGGGGACGGCGGUAAGCAACAGUGGGAUGACCACCAACGACGCGCUGCUGUUCCAUGAGAAGUGUGGCACGCUGAUUAAACUGAGCAACAACAACAAGACGGCCGAGAGGAGGAGACCGCUGGACGAGUUCAACAACGGUGUGGUCAUGACCAACCGCCCACUCAGGCACAACGAGAUGUUUGAGAUACGCAUCGAUAAACUGGUGGAUAAAUGGUCCGGAUCCAUCGAGAUCGGAGUGACGACGCACAACCCGAACAAUCUGGACUACCCUGCAACGAUGACCAACUUACGCUCAGGUACCAUCAUGAUGAGCGGCUGUGGGAUUUUGACCAACGGCAAGGGCACACGUAGGGAGUACUGUGAAUUCAGCCUGGACGAGCUCCAGGAAGGGGAUCAUAUCGGGCUGAUGAGGAAAGCCAGCGGUGCUUUACACUUCUACAUUAAUGGCAUAGAUCAAGGCGUAGCAGCUAACCAGACCCCGGGUGUGGUGUACGGUGUAGUGGACCUCUACGGCAUGGCGGUAAAAGUCACCAUCGUCCACAAUCACAACCACAGUGACCGUUUACGCCGCAACAACGCCAUCAUGAGAGCGCUGUCGCCCGACGUGGGCCGACCCCGACCCGCCCUCUCGCUCACCCCCGACCCCGAAGCCCCGGACCGGCUACUCUUCCACCCCAACUGCGGGCAGAAAGCAGCCAUCGUCGGUGACGGCAGGACGGCGCUGCGACCUCACGCGACAGACGACUUCAAUCACGGAGUCGUGCUCAGCAAUCGCCCGCUGCACUCCAACGAAGUGUUCCAGGUGCGCAUCGACAAGAUGGUGGACAAGUGGGCGGGGUCUAUAGAGAUCGGCGUCACGACACAUAACCCCGCCUACCUGCAGCUACCGUCCACCAUGACCAACCUGCGUUCAGAAACAUCACGUAUCGCCCCGUCCGUAUCUGUUUCUCCUCACCACCUCUUCUCUCUCACAGGGACGUGGAUGAUGACGGGGAACGGAGUGAUGCACAACGGAACCACCAUACUAGACGAGUACGGACACAACCUGGACCGACUAAAAGCUGGAGACACUGUCGGCGUGGUGCGGAAGGAGGACGGAAGCCUGCACUUCUUCGUCAACGGAGUUCCUCAGGGCCCGGCAGCCUGGAACGUGCCGCCCAGCGUUUACGCCGUAGUGGACCUGUACGGUCAGGCGGCUCAGGCGACCAUCAUGGACGACAUGGCCGAUCUCCCUCCUCUCCCGGACGACAGCUCCGAGGGUCCGGUCGCCAUGUCGCCCGGCAGCCCGUGUUCUGUCACUGGGGUCAGUGCAUCCAGUGACCUCCGCUUCCAUCAGCUGCACGGCACCAACGCCGUCAUCACCAACGGCGGCCGUACAGCGUUCCGUCAGAACUGCCGCAGCGAGUUCAACGACGCCAUCGUCAUCUCCAACAGGUGCCUUCGUGACGGUGAGUUGUUUGAGAUUGUUAUUCAGAAGAUGGUGGAUCGCUGGUCAGGAUCGAUAGAGGCAGGAGUGACUGCGAUCAGGCCAGAGGAACUGGAGUUCCCCAACACUAUGACUGACAUCGAUUACGAUACCUGGAUGCUGAGCGGCACGGCGAUCAUGCAGGACGGGAACACCAUGAGGAAUAACUACGGCUGUGAUCUGGACUCACUGGGGACGGGCUCCAGGAUCGGAAUGAUGCGUUCAGCUUCUGGAGAUCUCCACUACUACAUAAACGGGGUGGACCAGGGCGUGGCGUGUACCGGAUUACCACCAGACGUGUAUGCUGUGAUAGAUCUGUACGGUCAGUGUGUUCAGGUGGCCAUCACCAGCUCAUCUGGUCCUCUUGACAACAGCCUGUGCACCAGUAACAUCACAGAGAAGAGUUUCCCAAUACACUCACCAGUGGCAGGAGUGGCUCACCGUCUGCACAACAAACACGGGAAGAACGUGGUGGUGCUGGGAGACGGCUGCCAGGCCGUCAGGGUGGGAGGGUAUUCUCACGGCAUCGUCUUCAGCGCAAAGGAGCUCAAGACGGACGAACUGUUCGAGGUGAAGAUCAACGAGGUGGACGAGCAAUGGUCCGGCUCGCUUCACAUCGGCUUGACCACCCUGCAGCCCCCGGAUCUGCCCUCCUGCCCCCUCAGCGGCCUGUCGCCCUCCCUCACACAGCUCAGGUCAAAGGUCACCUGGCUGCUCGCCGGGUCAGAGGUCAGACGCAACGGCGUGCUGCAGAGACAAAACUACGGCUGCUCGCUCGACCGACUGAUGGUGGGGAACCGUGUGGGUGUGAAGAGAUGCAGCGACGACACGAUGCACAUCUUCAUUGAUGGAGAGGACAUGGGAUCUGCAGCUACUGCUGUGGCUAAGAACGUGUACGCGGUGCUGGACCUGUACGGGAAGGUGACGGCGGUGUCCAUCGUCAGUUCCACUCUGCUGGAGGACACGGACAGCGUGAAGGCUCCGUCGCUCUCCUCGGACAGCUGCAGUGAGGGAGAGGACGAGUCCACGCCGGGCGAGAGCGAGCCUGCCAUGGUUCCCGUGACGAUGACCUUUCUGGAGAAUCAUGGGAAGAACAUCCAGCUGUCCAAUCAGAACCUGACGGCCACGCGAGUGUCGAGUUAUAACCAGGGCCUGCUGGUCACAGCACACGCUCUGCCACGCCUGCAGCUCUUCCAGUUUCAGAUCGACAGAUUGAACACGUCGUGGACGUCGUCUCUGUCUCUGGGUUUGAUCGCUCACUCUCCUGAUCGCCUCAACUUCCCCUCCACGGCCUGCUGCCUUAAACGCUCCGUCUGGCUGCUGCAGCGAGACUCUGUCUUCCACAACUCACUGAAGAUCUGUGAGAACUUUGGGCCGAACUUGGACACGUGUCCUGAGGGGACGGUGCUGGGUCUGCUGGUGGACGCUAACAGCUGCCUCCACCUGUACGUGAACGGGAUGGAUCAGGGCGUGGCAGCGCAGGACAUCCCGAGCCCCUGCUACCCGCUAAUCGACCUGUACGGCCAGUGUGAACAGGUUACCAUAGUGACCAGCCAUAUGGAGGCCGUGGGGGCGGAGAGCGGAGACGCACGCUGCCAGGGCGACAUGGAGAAGGCCGACAUGGUGGACGGAAUAAAGGAGAGUGUGUGCUGGACGCCUCCUCCUGAGGUCAACCCCAAUAAGACGUGCGAGUACCAGGCUCUCUGCUCCAGAUUUAAGGACCUGCUCACACUGCCUGACGCGUACUUCAACCAGGACGCCAAGUACAACCUGUGUUACUGCGAGUCCUGCCACAAGCUGCGCGGGGACGAGGCCUACUACAAACGCGGAGAACCGCCCCGGGACUACGCUCUGCCCUUCGGCUGGUGCCGCUUCGCCCUGCGGAUAAAGCCGCACUGUGACGUAUCGAACUCCUAUAAGAAGUGGCACAUCGCGUACCAUGGGACGAGUGUGGGGUCUCUGCGCCGUACGCUGGACCACAGCCAGCUUCUACCAGCAGACACGUCGUCCGUGUUCUCGGCGUCCCCGCUGAAGGUGGAGGGUCACGGCAGCUACAGUGAGCCGGAGGAGAACAGCGCCCCCGAGAGGGAGAUCCCCCGCGUGCACCUCUCCCCCACCAUGCGUUACUCCGGCCUCGAGGUCUUCGCCCCUAAAGUGCAAUUCCGUGACCCUCGCUCCCUGCGCUGUCAUCACGCCCAGGUGGGAUUCCAGGUGUGCGUGCGUCCCGGCUCCUACAAGGUCGGGCCUCAGUCUCUGGGCAUCAGCGAGCCACUGGAUCCCCGAUUCAACAACACGGAGAUCGAGUGGAUCACCAAGGAGAAAGGAGGAACCCUGCUGUACGGCCUGCUCAUCCGCGUGGAGUGAAGGAUGAGAGAGAGCGAGAGAGAGAGAGAGAGAGAGAGAGAGAGAGAGAGAGCGCACUCAGGCUGCUGGUCCUGCUUCAGAGAAAUGAAGUUAAACUCCGUUCUCUCUCUCUCCAUUUUUCUUUUAUUUGAAGGUGGUCUUUUUUGGGAGACACUUCCUGCACUUUAUGUUUCAGACCCCAGCAAGUGAUUUCUCUCUCUCUCUCUCUCUCGCUCUCUCUCCUUCUGUCUCACUAUCUUUUGUUCUUUCUCUCCCUCUCUCUCUCUUUCUCAGUUCUCUCCCUUUCCUUCUUUCAGUAUCUCUCUGUCCAUCUAUUCUUUGUCUUUCUGUCUCUCACGGUCAUUUGUCUCACUCUUUCUUUCGAUAUCUCUCCAACCAUCUAUUUCUGUCUCUCUCCCUCUUUCUUUCUCUUUGCCUUUAUCUCUUACUGUCUUUUGUUCUCUCGCUCACUUUCUUCCUUCCUCUCUCUCUCUCUCUCUCUCUCUCUCUCUCUUACUGUCUUUUGUUCUCUCUCUUUGUCUUUCUGUCUCCCUUUCUUUCUUUCUUUCUUUCUUUCAAUAUCUCUCUCCAUUUUUAUCUGUCUUACAGUUGUUUGUUCUCGCUCUUUCUUCCUUCCUUCCUUCCUUCCUUCCUCUCUCUCAUGUCUUUGUCUCCCUCGUUCUUUCUUUCAAUAUCUUUCUAACCACCCCUUUCUCUGUCUGUCUCUCUUUCUCUCCCUCUUUUUUCUGUCUUUAUCUCUCACUAUCUUUUGUUCUUUCUCUCUCUCUCUCUCUUUUGUUCUUUCUCUCGCUCUCAUGCUCGCUCUCUCUCUCUCUCACACUCUUUUGUUCUUUCUCUCUCUCAUGCUCUCUCUCUCUCUUUUGUUCUUUCUCUCUCUCUCAUGCUCUCUCUCUCUCACUCUCAUGCUCUCUCUCUCUCUCUUUUGUUCUUUCUCUCUCUCUCUCAUGCUCUCUCUCUCUCUCUCUUUUGUUCUUUCUCUCUCUCUCAUGCUCUCUCUCACUCUGAUGCUCUCUCUCUCUCUCUUUUGUUCUCUCUCUCUUUUGUUCUUUCUCUCUCUCUCUCAUGCUCUCUCUCUCUCUUUUGUUCUUUCUCUCUCUCUCUCUCUUUUGUUCUUUCUCUCUCUCUCAUGCUCUCUCUCUCUCUCUCUCAUGCUCUCUCUCUCUCUCAUGCUCUCUCUCUCUCUCUCUCUCUUUUGUUCUUUCUCUCUCUCUCAUGCUCUCUCUCUCUCUCACUCUUUUGUUCUCUCUCUCUCUCUCUCUCUCUCUCUCUCUAUCCGUUAAAGAAGGUUGGACUCCAGUCACCUCCUCAUAGCACAGCCCUGGAUCCUGUGAGCGUUUUCUUCUUCUUCUUCAUUUAAAAAAAAAAACAAAAAAACCACAAAAACAAAGAAACCUGUUGGUAAGAGACAAAUGAACAAAUCCACCUGGAGCUACACGAAGCCCUCUGUUGGGGAAGAAAAUAAUGUACAGCGUGGAAAAAGAAAAGAAAAAGAAAAGAAAACCCCAAGGAAAAAGACUUGAAGCGAGGGUGAGGAAGAGGCCGGGUAUCCGGUGUGCUGUUCGUGUUCCACUUCACACAGGAGAACGUUUUAAGGCUCACACACAGUAUUACAUUUUUACUCCUCGAGUCCCGUUUAACAAAAACAACAACAAAUCAAAAAUCACGUCGUCUUUCACCCUCCUCGGCUUGUGUAGGGCGGAACCCGUGGCCCGUUUUUUUUUUCUUCUUCUUCGCAUCCUUUACUCCGGUUCUGCUCAUCAACGGACGCGGGAAACGCUACGAACUGGAGUUCAGCGGGGAUCCACACCUCUCAGACCCCAAGCUACUCAUUUUAUUUGAUAAAACACGUCUCCACAUGCAGACACCGCUUUUAAAAUUUUAGGAUCUCCCGUCUCAACGUUACUAAGAAUUAGAAAGCCUUUCUGCUCGUAAAUAUUUACACCCCCCUUCUCUCUCUCUCUUACUCCUUCCUGUGCUCUAGUGUUUUGAAAAUGUUGAAUGUAAAAAUCGUUCAAGAAAGCGUAAAUCCUGUCGCAAGGCAUUUUGGGAAAUGAAGUUUAAGAUGUUUUGAGUUUACACUGGGUUUUUUUUUUAUUUUAUUUUUUUUUAUAAAUGUUUACCAUCACUUGCACAGGUUCAAGCCCUUAUUACUAUUUUUUUUUUUUUUUUUUUUUUUUUUUUUUAAAUAGUGUCAGCAAUUGAAACUAGAGAGGUUUUCUCUCUCCAAAAAACAUAUCUAAUAUAAAAUAAACAUAAAUAAAUAAAUAAAUAAAUAACGGAUUUUUGUUGCCAACUACAAACUACUUGAGUGGAAGUUUUACACCCACCUCGUCGCCAAGGGCCGUGUCUGAUCAUAUGCUUGCUAUACAACUGAAAUGUGAAACAAACACACACACACACACACACACACACACACACACACACUCUCACUUGGGGUUCAUGUUGGCCCGUUUGCUGCUUUUCUGUUGUCGUCGUUGUUUUUUCAAUCAUUACUUUGUAUUAUUUGUUCAUGUUUUAUUUGUAUUUCAUUAUGUUGUACAGGCUGUUACAUAACACUAAUAUUAUCUUCCUGAUUUGUAAGAAAAUAAAAAUGUGUACAUAUAUUAAAAAAAACAACAACAGUUUCACACCAUCAUAUGAGAGUCUUUGUCGAGUCUCGUCCAUGAAGAGUCAACUCCGGAAUUACUGGCACCCGUUAUUACACAGAAACGAAUACAUCCGAUUAUAUAUACUAACACGCCUAGCUAACAUUCCC